AUGGUACUCACGAGAAAUCUCGAGAAGGUCUUGGUCUCGAAAAAGAAAGAAUGUCGAAAGAAAAAGAAAGAUGUGGAAUCUGCGUCACCCGAGAUCGGCGCGGAAAAGCAACCGGCUCAAGGUGAGGAGAGUGAGGAAGAGGAGAACGAGAACUCAGAGGAAAUUAGGAGUGAAAGAGAACUCAGAGGAUACCCUCCGACUAGAGGUGCAGAAGGAGCAGAAUAUGUCGGGAGCGACGGAGGGAGUCAAAGUUUGAGAGACCCUCCAAAUGGAGAAUUUGCUUGUGACGGGAGCGACGGAGGGAGGAGACAAAGUUUGGACCCCGAGGUGUUAUUUGCAUGA
Molecule: messenger RNA, 342 nt
Organism: Microthlaspi erraticum
Lineage: Eukaryota; Viridiplantae; Streptophyta; Magnoliopsida; Brassicales; Brassicaceae
Source: the annotation of a GenBank genome assembly